This is a messenger RNA of Mustela erminea (ermine), 1544 nucleotides long. RefSeq names its product pre-mRNA-splicing factor SYF2-like. Bases 151 to 960 code for a protein of 269 amino acids. The record is from RefSeq and is a predicted model, not a curated record. Lineage: Eukaryota; Metazoa; Chordata; Mammalia; Carnivora; Mustelidae. Gene Ontology annotation, cellular component: catalytic step 2 spliceosome; post-mRNA release spliceosomal complex; Prp19 complex. The transcript has 6 exons.
UGUAGCUGCCGGCAGCCGGAAGUGAGCAGGCGAAAGCGCUGCCGGGUGAUGGCAGCUGAGAACGAGGCUGGGGAGGUGGGUGGCGGGCUUUGCCCAGGACUUGGGGAUAAAGGUGUCUGCGGCUAGACGUUUGGCCCACACUUACAGGCGAUGCCGGGGAGGGAGGCGCACGAACCGCGGGAUCCGGCAGCAGUGAGGGAAAUCGGCCCCGGCCGCCCCGCCUCUAGCCCGUCCUCUCCGCGGCAGGUGCCGGUGGGCAGCGCGGAGGAGGGGGAGCGGCCCCUCGCAGGGGUCGUGGUUCUGGCCGCCCAGAAGCGUGAACAGAGGCUGCGCAAGUUCCGGGAGCUGCACCUGAAGCGGAAUGAAGCUCGAAAGUUAAACCACCAGGAAGUUGUGGAGGAAGAUAAAAGACUUAAAUUACCUGCAAACUGGGAGGCUAAAAAAGCUCGUCUGGAAUGGGAGCUGCAGGAAGAAGAAAAGAAAAAAGAAUGUGCGGCAAGAGGGGAGGACUAUGAGAAAGUGAAGCUGCUGGAUAUCAGUGCAGAAGAUGCAGAAAGAUGGGAGAGGAAGAAGAGGAGGAAAAACCCCGACCUGGGGUUCUCAGAUUAUGCUGCCGCCCAGUUACGCCAGUAUCAUCGGCUGACCAAGCAGAUCAAACCUAACAUGGAAACUUACGAAAGACUGAGAGAAAAACAUGGAGAGGAGUUCUACCCAACAUCCAACAGUCUUCUUCAUGGAACCCAUGUGCCCUCCACAGAGGAAAUUGAUAGGAUGGUCAUAGACUUGGAAAAGCAAAUUGAAAAACGAGACAAGUAUAGCCGGAGACGUCCUUAUAAUGAUGAUGCAGAUAUUGACUACAUUAAUGAAAGGAAUGCCAAAUUCAACAAGAAAGCAGAAAGGUUCUAUGGGAAAUAUACAGCUGAAAUUAAACAGAAUUUAGAGAGGGGAACAGCAGUCUAAUCUCCUUUGGGAACUCUUUUGACUGCCAAAUUCUAACAGUAAACCGGGACUAUUACCUUUCCUUUUAUAACUUAAGUGUUCUAUGACUAUGUAUUUUCAUGCUUAUAUAUUAUUCACUCAUUUCAGAGACAAAAUCUUAUGUAUUUUUGUUCAGUGUGUGCAGUUCAUGUGUGUACCCUAGUGGGCUUAACACUACUAGCUACAAACAUAUGUCAUCAUCCUUACAUUUGUCAUGUUUGCCUUGAACUAGAGUUGAACUUGGGAGCUUCAGAGAUAGAAUGCUAAACUGGGACUAAUUUUUCUUGUACGCUAUGGUGGGUGGUGAGAGGAAGGGCAUAGUGGCUACUGGAAAUUCCCCCUGGCCCUCCCUCUCCAUAAGUAGUCACAAUUAACAGGUGCUAGCCUAUCCCAUGCUCUAGCCCAAGGCCCAGGUACAUUUAUGGGGCAGGCACAGAAAGUAGGAAAACUGAUCCUCUAAUGACAUUUUGUAUAUACACCAUUUUUAAAAGCAAAUUUCCCUCGGAAGAAAGUAAAUUAAAACAUUUGGUCAAAGUAUUAUUAAAACUUACAUAAUACAAACUUUU